AAGGGGCGGGAGGGGAAGGAGGAAGGGAAGGAAGGAAAGGAAAGGAAGGAGGGGAGGAAGGAGGAGCUGAGGCGGCCGCGCACGGACCGGCGGGACCCGCCACAGGAGAUCCUGCGCGGCUCCCGCCGGGGCCGCCAGCCAUGCGCACAGCAGGAUGAAGCUGCAGGCGGUGGUGGAGCAGCUGCAGAAGCAGCAGCAGCAGCAGCAGCAGCAGCAGCAGCAGCAGCAGCAGCCGGCGGUGCCCAUGGAUUGCCGGGAGCGCCGCCGGGAGCCGCAGGUGCCGUUCCCGACACCGCCGCCCUUCCCCAGCCAGCCCCGUGCCGGGCGCGCCCCGGGCAUGGCACCCGCUGUGCCCGUGGGGAUGUCACCCACCGUCCCUGUGGGGAUGUCACCCGCCGUCCCCACGGGCAGAGCCCCCGCCGCGGCCGGCCGGCCCUUGGAGCAGAGCAGCGGGAACUCUGAGGACGAGGAGGAGGAGGAGGAGGAGGAGGAUGAAGAGGAGGAUGAAGAAGACGGCGCUGAGCUGGAGGUGCCCGGCCAGGAGAGCUGCUCUGCCCUGGCCUAUUUCCGCGCUCCCAAAGGUGGCCACGGCAAGCAGAGAGCGGGGUCCGGCUCCAGCCCCGUGCCAGCCCCCUGCCAGCCGCGGGGAGCCCAGCAGGGCAAGGAGGAGCAGGGCAAAGACUCGGCCAAGCAGCCCGGAGCCUCGGCGGGGCGCCCCGGCUGGCGCCUGGAUGAGCAGCUCAAACAGAACGGCGGCGGGAGCUGGAGCGACGAAGGCGACGGCUGCCGGGGAAGGGAAAUCUCCCGAGACUUUGCCAAGCUCUACGAACUGGACAGCGACCCCGAGCGCAAGGAGUUCCUGGAUGACCUCUUCAUCUUCAUGCAGAAGAGGGGAACUCCCAUCAACAGGAUCCCCAUCAUGGCCAAGCAGAUCCUGGAUCUCUACAUGCUCUACAAGCUGGUGACCGAGAAGGGCGGGCUGGUGGAGAUCAUCAACAAGAAGAUCUGGAGGGAGAUCACCAAAGGCCUUAACCUGCCCACCUCCAUCACCAGCGCCGCCUUCACCCUGCGCACCCAGUACAUGAAGUACCUCUACGCCUACGAGUGCGAGAAGAAGUCCCUGAGCUCCCCGGCCGAGCUGCAGGCCGCCAUCGACGGCAACCGGCGCGAGGGCCGGCGGCCCAGCUACAGCUCCUCCCUGUUCAGCUACUCGCCCUCCGCGCCGGCGCCUCCUUCCCUGCUGUCCCCCCCCAAAAUCCGCUUCCCCAUCAUCGCCGCCGGCAGCCCCCGCGCCUCGCCCGCCCUCAGGAAAGGUGACGGCGUGGUGCCCCUCAGCGUGGCCGUGCCCAGCCGCCUGGCCGUGCCCGUGGCGCUGGGCGGGCAGCAGGCCAGGACGGCCACGCUGGAGCAGCUGAGGGAGAGGCUGGAGGCGGGAGAGCCGCCCGAGAAGAAGGUGCCGCGCAUUUCGGAGGAGGAGCAGCGGCUGGUGCAGCAGGCCCUGCAGCGCAACCUGUUCAGCAUGGCCCGGCAGAUCCCCAUGAAGAUCAAAAUCAACGGGAAAGACAAGGCCGACUCGGCGGCGGCGGCGCUGAACCUGUCCCCCAACGGCAUCGGCAGCAUCAACAUGUCCGUGGAGAUCAACGGCACCACCUACGCUGGGGUGCUGUUUGCCCAGAAGCCCGUGGUGCAGCUCCUGGCCGGCUCGGGCCCGCAGAGCUCGUGCAGCAGCAGCAGCAGCAGCAGCAGCAGCAGCAGCAGCAGCAGCUCCCACUGCUCCCCCAGCCCCACCUCGUCGCGGGGCACGCCCGGCGCUGAGCCCUCCACCAGCUGGUCCCUCUGACAGCCCUGCCCGGGGCUGCACACAUACCUCACCUCACAGAACCUGCUCUCGUGGCUGCACAGCACCUGCAGGAUGAUGAUGAUGAUGAUGAUGAUGAUGAUGGUGGUGGUGGUGAAACCUUGCCAUGCCAGCGAGUUUUCCUUCAUCGUCUCUUUGUCCGGCCUUGUUUUGGCUUUGUUGCCACCCUGCUUUCCUUCCUCCCUUUUCCUCUUUGUUUCCUCCUCCUCCUCCUCCUCCUCCUCGCAGGGUGUGGGGUGUUCCCAUGGAGGGGGGGCACACCUGGCGUUUCUCAAUCAGGGAUGGUUCUGGGGCCACAGCUCCUGGGAUGUCACCAGGGCAGGGAAAGGGCCAGGACUGGGGCUGGGAGCCCUGGUUCUGCUGGAACCCUGCAGGAAUCCUGGUUCUCCUGGAGCCCUGCAGGAAUCCUGGUUCUGCUGGAACUUUGGUUCUGCUGGAGCCCUGGUUCUGCUGGAGCCCUGGUUCUGCUGGAACCCUGCAGGAAUCCUGGUUCUGCUGGAAGCCCUGUGGGAACCCUGGUUCUCCUGGAACCCUGGUUCUGCUGGAGCCCUGGUUCUGCUGGAGCCCUGGUUCUGCUGGGAACCCUGCAGGACUCCUGGGUCUCCUGGAACCCUGGUUCUGCUGGAACCCUGUGUGAGCCCUGGUUCUCUUGGAGCCCUGGUUCUGCUGGGAACCCUGCAGGAAUCCUGGUUCUGCUGGGAACCCUGGUUCUCCUGGAACCUUGGUUCUGCUGGAACUCUGGUUCUGCUGGAACUUUGGUUCUCCUGGAGCCCUGGUUCUGCUGGAACUUUGGUUCUCCUGGAGCCCUGGUUCUGCUGGAACCCUGGUGUUCCUGGAACCCUGGUGUUCCUGGAGCCCUGGUGCUCCUGGAGCCCUGGUUCUGCUGGAACCUUGGUUCUGCUGGAACCCUGCUGGGAACCCUGGUUCUGCUGGAGCCCUGGUUCUGCUGGAAUUUUGGUUUUCCUGGAACCCUGGUUCUGCUGGAGCCCUGGUGCUCCUGGAGCCCUGGUCCUGCUGGAACCCUGAUCCUGCUGGAACCAGGGGCCAGCAGGGCUCUUCCCACCCACAACUCCGUGUUUUGACAAUCCUGAGAGCCGGGGGGUGCCUGGCCCUGUCCUCCCAUGGCAAUCUGCUCAUGUCCCUUCCUGCCGUGUCCCCUUGUCCUCAGGGGAGGCUCCUGAGCCUCCUUCCUGCUCCUCUCCACACUUCUGGCACCAUCAUCUGCUUGGUUCUGGCUGGUGCCACCUCCCCCCUCGAGUCCUGAGUGUCCCUGAGUGUCCCUGAGUGGUGACACGGCCAGCCUGGGCGUGCUGGGGCUCCGUGCCCCGCUCUGUGCCCACAGCAGGUCCCUGGGGUGGGUGCAGGGCUCAGGGCUGCAGGUGGAACCCAGGCUGGUUCCUGUGGGGCUCUGCACAAACCCCUGUGAUUGUACCCGAGCAGGGCCCAGGGAAUGCAGCCCCCGGGAGCAGAGCUGGAAUUCCCUCUGACUCAGCUGCUCAGGGCUCUGGUGCUGUCCCCUGUCCCCUGUCCCCUCCCCAUCCCCUGCCCUGGUGACAUCCCUGCGUCCUUCCCGUGCUGCAGGCCCGAGUCAGGUUUUUUGAGCAGACGAAAUACCUCAGAUAUGUAUUGUUGGGUUGUUUUGUUCGUGUUGGGUUGGUUUCUUUUAACCUCUUCAGGAAGUAUUGGCAUAUCCUUAUGGCUUGGGGGUUUUCAUAGGUGGGUUUUGCUGACUUUGUGUUUGUUUUAAUUUCUCUUGGCUUUUCAAUGGAUCACCAAAGACAGGGAGUUCAGACGAGGCUGAGCAGAGGAGCAGCGGCUUCCCCACCCUGCAGGAGCCACUGCAGCAUCACCCCGGGGCACUGGACAGCGGGAAAGGGGCAGGGCUGAGCCUGGCCCUGGGGCUGGGCACUCUCCUGGCUCUGCCACCACCCUGCCACCACCCUGGCAGUGCCCCGGGCUCUCUGGAGCUGCCCAUCCUGGCAGGGAUGCUGCUCCCGGCUGUCCCCAGCUGCUCCGUGGCAUUUCAUCCUCACACGCUCCCAGAGGGUUUUCCACCACCCUCUGGCACUCAAUCAGAUUAUUUUCCCCCCCCCCUUUUUUUUUAUUUUUUGUGUUUUCUUUUGGUUGUUUUAUUUUAUUCUUGGGUGGGGUUGGGGCUGUUUCCUCUGAGUGGGACUCUGGGGCACUUUCUGCUUUUCCCUCUGCUCUGCUCCUCGGCCCCGGGGAGCAGAGGCUGCUCCGGGGUGGGGCUGCUUUGUCUCACUUGCUAACGUUGUGUUUUCUUGCACAGAAAGGCACUCGAAUCACUGAAACUGCUUGGACACUACUAGAGUAUUAAUGUUGAUAAGCUUUACUCAAUCUAGACUGGAACUAGCCAGGGACUAACAGAUUGUUUUGUAUCCAAUUCAGGGAAAGAAUCAGGUCGGGAAGCGUAACAGAUACCUCAGUUAAAUAAGCUGCACCAAUAAACGGGUCCUUUUCCCAGCCCGGGGUGACAAGGACCAUCCAGACUGUGAAGAGUUAACCCUUUCCCUCAGCCUGGCUUUGGCCCUGGCAGCCUGAGCUGCGGGUCUCCUGCUGAGCUGCCAGGCUUUGGGAGGGGGUGCUGGAAACCAGCAGCGAGCGGGGGAGGCCGAGCGGGGGCCGCCCCAGCCCCGUGUAGUACUCAGGGUUUGAUGCUGCCAGCAGGAGGUUCCCAGGGCAGUGCUCCAUCCUCCCCCAGCUCCACACACCAGCCAAAAAAACCCCGGCCAGCCCCCAGCUUGCUCCCCCGGCGCUUCCAGGGGGGAAAAGCGAGCCCAGCCUGCUCCCGGGGCUGCGGGGAGGCACCGGGGCAGGCUGCGUGUGCCUGCUCCUUCCCAGGGGACUGCGACCAGAUGUUCUCUCCAAACAGCUGCAGCAGCCUUGCUAACUAGUUUUCUUACCUAUUUAAAAGAGAAAAAAAAUAAUAAAAUAAGUAAAUAAAAACAAAUGUGAUAGCCUAGGCGGUGGAUAAAUACCUCAACGUCUCCUUCCAACAAGUGUCUGUAUAUGUUGUUGUUGGGUUUUUUCUAUCUUACAGGUUAUCUGAAUGUUUAUAUUCCAAUAAACUUCUACCUCUUCA
Messenger RNA from Taeniopygia guttata (zebra finch), 4961 nucleotides. RefSeq names its product AT-rich interaction domain 3B (gene ARID3B). The record is from RefSeq and is a predicted model, not a curated record. Gene Ontology annotation, molecular function: DNA binding. Gene Ontology annotation, biological process: regulation of transcription by RNA polymerase II. Lineage: Eukaryota; Metazoa; Chordata; Aves; Passeriformes; Estrildidae. Gene Ontology annotation, cellular component: nucleus.